GGUAACCCAGCCAGUUAGUUGUGAUAAAUCAGGAGGGGGAGUAACACGCGCGCACUUACUCUCUCCCCCCAGCGGUCACCGUGGCUUGAUUAUCAUUUCCUAACAGUACCGUUUCUUGUACCUGAUGUAGUCACGUAACACACCUCACGCUCACCUCUGUUCCAGUACCUGCAGUUCCCAGUACACAAUGCGAGUGCAUCUUCUGCCCUAGUAUCUACAGGCAAUCUCGUAACCCACCUGGAUUAUUUCUGGCAGUUUAUUUUUGUACUAGUGUUGGGAGUAUACAUAGAGUAGUUCUGUGAUUCACGUGAAAGUGUUGCUUAGUGCACCAUGGUUGGAGUGCGCUGGUGAGUUGUGCACAAGCACCGGGUGUCGAUCUGAUUUAAAGUGCACAGUACAUUGUCGGUGAUGGGUGUGAAAUGUGCGGUUAUGUCAUCGUUUGUGGGGAAGGCUGGUAGUGGUGGUGGUAGUUGUGCUCGGUCGCAACACGCUGCUUUGUUGCGUCUUAUAGCUUUAGCUCGUCAGGGAGGCCUCUCCACCCUACCGCCUACACAGAGACACUUCCUGGCGCGACUCCUGCUAGCCCACAGAUCUCGCACCACAUUCACCCCUCAACAUAUGGCGGCACUAGAACAGCGGAUGGCUAUCUUAAAGCGCCAUUGCCGCCGCCACCAGCAACGCUUCCACCAUCGCCGUGACUCCACGCCAACAGACCAGCGGGAGACUCACAUCUUCAAGAAGCCUCUCCCUAGACCCACGCCAAGACAACGACCCUCCCUCCCUCACGACGCCAGCGCGUCGCCGGCGCCACCCGUCACAGAUGCUGCCGAUGUCAAACCUAACGGUGAAAGCAAGCAGUGGAUUCCAGUGUCAUUCACCAAGAGUCGCGGUUAUAAGACAAAAAGUACUUGGAAGGUUCAUGAUGGAGGCGGAGGUGAAGGUGCCCUUGAGGAAGACCAAUGGAGGCCCGUCAGGGUGGAGAAACUGCGUCCUUCUCCAUUGUAUCAUCAUAUUAAGAGUGCCUCAUAUUUUUCUGCCUCAGCUGUUCCUAUUGGAACUGUCCCUGCUGAUACUUCUGCUUCCUCUGAUACCAGGCGGUCCAGACGACGUUCGGGGCGACGUGAAAGACCAUAUUCAAGCUGUCUGGCCCCUACGUCAGACAGCAGCAGCAGCAGCAGCAGCAGUAAUAGGCAUGAUGCCCCUUGUAGUCAUCUUGCCGCUAACGUGACUAGUAGUCCGCCUCCAGCAAGCACCAGUCCCGCUACCACCCCCAACAUUUUUGUUACCAGUCCACCCACUAGCCCGGAUACUAGUGCAGUGACUAGUCCGAAUACCAGUCCAGUUAUUAGCCCUACUAUUAGUCCGACUCCCAGCUUAAUUCUCAACUUAGGUGCUAAUCCGAUUAUAACUUCGGUUUCUACACUAGUUACCAGUCCGGUCUCCAGCCCGGUCACCAGUGCAGCCACAACUCCUUCGACUAGUCCAGUUAUCAGUACACUCAGCAGCCCGGUGGCUAGCGCCGCGUUUCCUAAACCUCUUCAGCGGUUGAAACUCAAACCACUCUCCCUACUGGUGAACCCAGUCAUUACCACUCCUAACCCAGCUAAUCCCGACCACAGACCAAUCUUCACGAGCAUGGUCUCCGGCACAGUCACCUGCAAUUCCAGUUACACCUUCAGACCCAUUCCCAGAGCGGAGAGUCCAACAGAUGGCUCUGGAAAGUGGCAGUUGUGGGUGCCGGCUCUCAGGUACUCGUGGGUGAACCAGCUGACCCGCAUUUUCUUGCAGGAAGGUAGCGAGGAAGAACACACCAAGGAAGCCGAAGCCACGCAAGGAGGGGGAGAUGCUGUUCCAGCCUCCUCCUCCUCAUCUUCGUCCUCUUCCUCCUCCUCCACCUCGUCCUCCAGUAGCAGCAGACACUCGCUCUCUCACGGUGAUGGGAGCAGUGCAUGUAGCAGCAGUGUUGACAGCAGCAGCAGCAACAGUAACAACAAAGUGUCUUCAUUGUCAUCACCUCACAGUACCUCAACAGUCACUACUCUUGCCAGCACUGGCAUGGGAAACCCCUUUGCCAGAGCGACUCCUCAGGGCACCUGGGGCUCAGAGUCUUCCGACCACCGGCCCAUUCUAGCCCCUCCAAGACUAAGUCCGCGUCCAGAUUCGGGUGGACCACCAGUUAUUCGACCGUCACCCUUAGGUUCUAGCAGAGUAGUUAGCUCCAUUAGAGGCACACCUAGUCUCUUCAUGCCCCCAACCUUAACUGUCACUGGCUCGUCCCCACCACAGUCAAGCAAGUCUGAGUUUAAACUGAAGCCAUCAGUGUUGGGAUCUUCUAAUCCAUUUUCAAAAACACCAGUUGAUACUGGAGACAAAGCAGACUCAGCCAGUGGAUCAGAGGAAAGAGUUUCAAGAACAGCUCCUGAACCUGCAGCAUUUCAAACCUCUGGCCAAGAUGUCUCCUCUUCAACCCCAGUAACGUCUUCGCACAUUCCUCGAGCAACGCCUUCUGGAAUGAAAGAAGAAAGAAGAGGAGCUCGGUCUGUAUCAGUUGAAAUUCAUACAAACAGUAGUGAGGACAGUAGCACUUCCAGCAACAACUCUAACAGUAAUUCAAGAAAGCUGUUUCUUCCCCUCGCACGCAAUGGAGAUGGUAAAGAUAGCUCCGCAAGUCCCAACCUAGGUAGCAACAACUUCAUCUUUGGGCAGAACCUGCAGUCUAAAGUUGCUGGUGCAGAAAGUUCAGUCACAUCCUCUUCUGAUGCAGCGGGGGCCACCAAUGGAGAGAAACAAACUGGCAACCUUUUUUCUGAAGCUGCCAGUGAAGUUUCAUGGCCCACAGAUUCUGCCAGCAGCUCUGCCACUACAAAUGGCAGACCAGUUACUGGAAACCUGUUCACAGAUGCUGCCUCGGAAAUUUCUUUGCCAAGUGAGGAAAGUACGUGGACAAGUGGGCAGUCCCUGGAAGAGUCAUCACGGGAACUGACAGAGAAGGAGAAAAGUCAGAAACGGAAAUUUGAUCACGUUGAAGUUAUCACAGGCGAGGAGAGCGAGUCAAAUGUUCUACAGAUGAAUUGCAAGUUGUAUGCCUGGGUAAAUGGAUCAUGGCAGGAACGAGGUCGAGGUAUCCUACGCCUUAAUGACUGGGAUGCAGGACAAGAGAUACAUUCCCGUCUCGUUAUUCGCACACAAGGAACGCUAACUGUGAUGCUUAACACUAAGGUCUGGGCAGAGAUGUCAAUUGAACGUGCAAGCAGUAAAAGUGUGAGAUUCACUGCACUUGAUGCUGAUGGCCAACCUAAAAUCUUCCUGGCUAUGGGUAGCCCUAAAGAUGUGGACCUGCUGUACAACUCCCUGGAGUGGCGUGUGGCCACUUCUCGCUCUCACACACAUGAUGAUGGUAACACGGAGAGUUCUAAGAAGGCUAAACUGGAUGAAGCUGAAACUGGUACUGUCACUUCAUAAAACUUAUUAUUUGUUUUUCUUCAGAGAAACAUGCAAAUUCCUAGAUUAAGGUACAUCAUGAUUGUUAAGACAGUACUGAAGUGUGAGGGGAAAUUUACAAUGAAAGGGAGUGCAAAUGAAGAUUGGCUUUGAAUAAUCCUUAAACUGAACUUAUGGAGAUUGAAAAUUCAGUCAUCUCAAUUUCAUGUGGACACUGAUAUGUUAGCAACCAGUAGCUGAUAUUUUUAUGGACAUUGAUAUAGAACCAACAAGACAUUGCAAAGGUGUCUUUUUUCCUAAGAAAUUACUGAAAUAUGCCAAUGAAAUCGUGUUACAAUAUUUUUAUUUUAUAAAAUUAUGUAUUACUGUGAUCAGUGGUGCCAUAAAUGAAGGGCCAGUGAUGACUGGUGGUGAGCAGGUAGCCACUUGAUAUGCUGUGAUUACUGGCUUGGAAGGUCAAUGUUGAUAGCUGACUUGUGUUUAGCUUUUAAACUUUUAGACAUUGAUGACUGGCUAGUAGUCAGUGGACACCUUCAGUAACCAGGUAGCAAAGUUCCUCGUGAUCAAAGUACAAAAAUGAUCAAGGUAUGUGUUUGAUCAUGGUACGAAGAUGAUCGAAGUGUGAGGAUGGACUGAUAGACAUUGAGUUUACAUUUCUUUGAAGGACAAUCAGUUAUGUUCUUUUUAAUCAACUUAGCAGAAUGAGUUCUCAGCAGCCAUUAAAACAUGAACUAUUAAUGUCAAGAACUCACCUGUCCAAAAUAUUGGUUGAAUUGUUAAAAAUGUGAUUGUUGGUGUUAUGAAAGAAAUGUAAGUAGAAAGUGACACAGGACAAUUCAUUAAGCAAAACCUUUACACCACUAAGGAGUGGACCAAGUUCUAGGUUAGUUUAUUAUUUGUGAAAAAUGAACUCAUUUUUGGUCAUAUUGACCUUGGCAAAAUCAAUUUAAAGGUGAAAAUAAUAUACGAAGUUUGA
Molecule: messenger RNA, 4417 nt
Organism: Cherax quadricarinatus
Lineage: Eukaryota; Metazoa; Arthropoda; Malacostraca; Decapoda; Parastacidae
Gene: RanBP3
Product: ran-binding protein 3
Biological process (GO): protein export from nucleus
Cellular component (GO): nuclear pore; cytoplasm
Molecular function (GO): GTPase activator activity
Source: RefSeq, a predicted model, not a curated record